UUGGCGGGAAAGUGCUGCCGUUGCGAAAGCGUGGCAAAUGUGAAAAGCACGUCAGAAAAUGGCGUUCAGUGACUUUUAGCACAUGUCAAUUUUCUCCGGACCAUCCAUAGUUUUUUGGCUAACUGAUUAAUAAGAAGACUCAAGAUUUGUUUAUUAACUGAUUCGAAAAUGGUUUGCUUCCAAGAAGAAGGGCCCGUUGACUGUUCUGUAUGCGAUUCCACACAGGAAGGUACAAAAAGGUACACACACUUACAGAUUCAACCAUCAAUGCAAGUUUCUCAUAUUUUUAACGAAGUCGCAGCUGCACAUCUAUACAAACCGGAGGAGCUUUGGCUAGUGCUACACAACAGAGAUGGUGCAUCUUUUGUGUUAAACAACUUUAAAGACAAAACAAUAAGGGACGUGGGCGUGAAAUGCCUGCCAGACGAGUGCAACGAGAUCGCGGUGAGCAGCCUGAAAAACAAAAACCUGUCGUGCGACUGCGCGAACGAGGACGACCUGCACCUGGGCGCCAGCGCCAGCCCCACCACCGCGACGUCGGGGGGCGUGGCGGGCCGCCGGGACCCGAAAACUUCCAUGGACGAGUUCUGCGCCAACUUCGACGCGAGGAAGUAUUGCGUUCCCGCGGCCGACCCGAUCAACUACGUGGGCCUGGUCAAUCAAGCGAUGACGUGCUAUUUGAACAGUUUGCUGCAAGCUCUGUACAUGACGCCUGAGUUCAGGAACGCCCUCUACAAUUGGGCGUUCGACGGUCAGAACGAACACAGGUCGAUACCUUUUCAGUUGCAGAAAUUGUUUUUGAAUCUUCAGACUUCUUCUAAAUCGGCCGUCGAAACCACCGAUUUGACCACUAGUUUUGGAUGGCAAGGUAGCGACGCGUGGCACCAGCACGACAUCCAGGAACUCUGCCGCGUCAUGUUCGACGCGCUCGAGCAGAAAUUCAAAGACACCAAACAGUCGAACCUCAUCAACGACCUCUACGAAGGCAAGAUGCUCGACUACGUCAAGUGCCUCGAGUGCGGCACCGAGGGCUCGCGCGAGGACACCUUUCAAGACAUCCCGCUGCCGGUUCGGCCUUUCGGCAGCACCGUCGCCUACAACAGCGUCGAGGAGGCUCUGAGAGCGUUCGUGCAGCCCGAAACCUUGGACGGCAACAACCAGUAUCACUGCGAGAAGUGCAAUAAAAAGUGCGACGCUCACAAAGGCUUGAAGUUCACCAAGUUCCCGUAUCUGCUGACCCUGCACUUGAAGAGGUUCGAUUUCGAUUACAACACCAUGCACAGGAUCAAGCUUAAUGACAAAGUCGUAUUUCCGGAAAUUCUAAACCUAAACUCGUUCAUACCGACGUCGAAGACCGAUCAGCAGGAAAACAACGUCGAGGAACGGGAAACGGCGGUGAAAUGCGACGACUGCAGCACCACCGAUUCCGGAUCGGCGGACGACGAAAGCUGCCAGGGUACCGACGUAUCGUCGACCGUCAACGGGCCGGACGACAACUGCGCAGACAGCGACGAAGGUAUUGAUGUCAGUUCUGGUACUAAUCAUGAAAACGAAGCCAAAGGCCCAUAUAUUUAUGAAUUAUUUAGUAUUAUGAUUCAUUCGGGAAGUGCUUCUGGUGGACAUUAUUAUGCCUAUAUUAAAGACUUCGAUAAGGAUAGAUGGUUUUGUUUUAACGACCAAAGCGUCAGUGCAAUAACAGAGGACGACAUCCGCAAAACGUACGGCGGCGGCCCUCAGCGCGGCUAUUAUUCGGGCGCGUACAGCUCGUCGACGAACGCGUACAUGCUGAUGUACCGGCAAAUCGACAAAGACAGGAACUGCCGCGCGAUAGACGUGGAAAACUUCCCGCCGCACAUAAAAAAACUCCUCGAGCACAUGCGACAGAAGGAGGAGGAGGACCGCAUCAGCCGCGAGAAGGAGAACGACAUGAUAAAGCUGAACGUGUUCUGCCAGAAUCAGGCCACUGGCAACUUGGACGAGUUGAGGAUAAACAUGUAUUCCGAUUCGACGUUGGCCGAGGCGGCGUGCCACGCGCACUACAGGUUCAAGUUGACCGAUUACGUGGACGUGAAGGACUGCCGUUUGGUUAUUUACAACAAGAAGCACGAUUGCGUGCAGUGUAGCUUUGACGACGAUGAGUUAAAGUUUUGCGAUAUCAGCAAUCAGAUAAAUAAGGAGCCGAAAAAGUCCACCUAUCUCUCGAUGAUGUUCACCGACUGGAUGUUGGAGAUAAAGAAGCCCGAUAAGGAGUUUCAAACGUACAAGAACGGCGGUGUUAACAUGAAAGUUUACCCGGUGGAUCUCGACGCCGAGGAAGUUAACGAACCGUCCAGUGUUAGAGUGGACCUGGAAGAUACGGUGGGGGACGUAAAAUGCAAAAUAUCCCGCCUGUUGAACUUCGAUAUGGAGUACAUGAAAGUUGUGAUGCACGUCGCGAAUGAGGCGCCGGUUUUUUUCGAGGACGACUCCGCUUUGGUGGUCUUCGACCCCAAGUUCGUCGACUUCAAGCUCUUUGUUGCUUUCGCGCAAGAAAACGUGGAGAAAGCGCUACUCCACGCGAAAAUGCACAAAGUUAUGGACAAGUUCGGCUCUUUGAUAAGCAUCAACGUCGUUCUUCCGGAUACCGACGUCGGGACGCUGGAGUCGCUCUCGAUUCCCUCGCUGGAUUUGAAUCAGAACUUGGACAAGUUGGAGCUGAGCGGCGGCGGCGCGGGCGCGAGUUCGCCGGGUUUGAGGGUGUCCCCUCAGCCGGGCGGUAUGAGCGGGGACGGGUUCGGGGGCGAUCAGAGCAACAGCGAGGACAGCAGUUUGAGCGACAGCGACAGGACUUUGGUGGGAGACGCGCCGGGAGGCGAAUUCGCGGGAGACUACUCUAGCACCAUGAACUCCCCGGCCGAUCAGCACAUGGCUUCGCCGUCCAAUCCCGCCGAAGACAACUUCAACCACGACGUGUUCGCCGAGGAGAUGAACUGGGACGACGACGAGACGCGGGACGCGGCGGGACAAGGCAAGGACGGCGCCACUCGCGAGCCCAACAGGCCGCACAACCGCUACUUCAAGGUCACCAGCGUGGUGCACCAGAACGCCAGGUGCGUGCGCAUUCUGGCCGACAGGAGGAUGACCAUGGAAAGGCUAAAGAAACACCUGGAGGUGUUCGUCAGAGUUCCCGUCGAUUACUUCAAGUUGUUCCGUCAAUACGGCAACACCGAGGACGAAUGGUCCACCCUCACCGACUCCCUGAAAACCCUGAAAGAUGGCGAACGCAUUGUCGUGAAACUGGGCCGAGUCCUCGGCAAGGACGAGGUCAACUGCAAAAUCUACCACCUCAAGCUGGACUACAGCGAACCCAACACUUUCUUGUUCGAGCACAUCGUAGCCAAAGGCCAGACUGUGGGUGUUGUGAAGAGGGAGAUUUUGGUGCAGAUGAAAAAGCAGCACAUGUUGGAUGUGCAUUACACAAAGUGCAGAUUGAGAGAUAAAAGUUGGAAGAAGCCGAGGAAAGUUUAUCUGGACGAUCAGAUAUUCGGCGACGAUAUUAUCAUGACGAGCAACAUGGAUAUUUAUCUGCAGGAACUUCACACAUUUGAAACAGUAACUUCGGACACGUCCGCGGUGCUGUUCGUGCGGCGCUGGUGUCCCUCGACGUUGCAGCUGGAGCGGCUGCAAGAGAUCGCGAUGGACACGCAGAGCGUCGACGAGAUGAGGCAGCGCAUCUCGGACGUUUCCGGCAUACCGACCGAAAACGUGGACUUCGCGCACGUCAAGACGGCCUUCCCCUGUGAUAUGCACCUGUUGGAGAUCGCCGACGAACUGACCUGGAAUCCCAACGUGCAGAUGCUGCAGCAAUGGCCGCUCAACGCCGACGACGGCAGCGUCUUCUUCUAUAGAGAUAACCGCGAAACGCCGAAAGAGCUGACGGCCGAAGAACGCAAAGAAAUAAACCAGCGCGAGAACUCGCGGCUCGGCAGGCACAGCACGAAGUCGCCGGGCCGAGAGAGGGCGCUGAAAAUCUACCUGGACACGUCGCCCGCCAAACCAGACGACCACUGUACAGACUGACAGGCCAGUAAACCCCACUACACGUCUUUGUUUUAUUGCGCAAUCAGUUAACCGGACAGCCUGCAGCAUUCGAGCGACACUUCCGACGAAGAAACGGUAAGUUAGCUGUUGGAACAAACCCUCUACACCGUUGACAGUUUUAGGUUAGGUUUUAGGAGUUUUCGGGUGGCGUUAGGUACACUUUUUCGAUAAAUUUUUUGUUGAAAACCGGAAAAAAUUGCCUGUGCGUUUUCAGAAAUUUUUCCCCAUUAAAUAUCAUACCGUAUUAUUUGGGUUUGUUCCAACGCAAGUGUAUCGUUUUUUCGCAAUAAUAAACAACAAUGUGUAUUUUGCUAAAUUAUUAAAUUAUUAUAAGUUUUGUUGUUUUUCUGUGAUUCCACCCAAAUAAUAUUCAUAAUAAAGUAUCUAAAGGAAAAUAUAAAUUUUAAAAUAUAACACUUUAAAAGCACAAAUCUCGUGAAU
Brassicogethes aeneus is the source of this 4521-nucleotide messenger RNA. Lineage: Eukaryota; Metazoa; Arthropoda; Insecta; Coleoptera; Nitidulidae. The record is from the annotation of a GenBank genome assembly.